Molecule: messenger RNA, 1020 nt
Organism: Argentina anserina (silverweed cinquefoil)
Lineage: Eukaryota; Viridiplantae; Streptophyta; Magnoliopsida; Rosales; Rosaceae
Product: U-box domain-containing protein 6
Exons: 2
Coding region: 1-1020 (339 amino acids)
Molecular function (GO): protein binding
Source: RefSeq, a predicted model, not a curated record
AUGGAGGAACUUCUGCUCCAAAAUCUAGUCACCGGCGAUGUAGUAGCGCAGAUUCAAGCUGCUACUCAACUCGGUAACCUAAGUGGCAAGCAAAGGCAGAGUUUGGCUGAGAGAGGUGUUAUGCUUCCUUUGAUAUCAAUGCUUCAUUCCCAAGAUUUUGAAGCCAUUGAAGCUGCUCUCUUAGCUCUGCUUAGUCUCGCCUUUGGUAGUGAAAGAAACAAGAGAUGGAUUCUGAAAUCUGGGGCUUUACCGGCGCUGAUAAGCCUCCUCCAAUGUCGAAGCAAAGCGUUGAUGGAACUCGCAAUAACAGCUUUGAUGAUUCUAUCAUCUUGCAAGGCAAACAAGUUAUCAAUUGCCUCGUCUGGCGCCAUUGAGCAAAUCGUUGGAAUUCUCAAUGGAGGCUAUGAUAAUGCUAAUGGUCAUAGCAUGAACAUGAUCAGUAUCAGCAUGCAAGCAAGACUUGAUGCCAUUGCUACACUUCACAACUUCUCGACUUGCCAUCAUAUUUUGCCAUCUUUGGUCUCGUCUGGUGUAGUUUUCUCCUUGCUGCAAAUAAUCUGCAGCUGCGAAAAACAAUCCCAACUGGUUGAGAAGGCUAUUGCAUUACUUGAUGACAUUGUUUCUUCAACCAAGAUUCCGCUCGAGGAAAUAUCCAGUACUUGUGGGGCAAUUGGGGCUUUAGUUGAGACCCUCGAAGAGGGGUCAAUGGAAAGCAAAGAACACGCGGUGAGAAUCCUUCUGCUCAUAUGCCAGAGUUGCCGAGAAAACUCUAGGGGAUUGAUUUUGAGGGAAGGAGUAAUGCCCGGUUUACUGCAGUUGACAGUGGAGGGAACAUGGAGGGCAAAAGCUAUGGCAGAUGAAUUGCUGUUGCUUUUAAGGGAAUGCUCGAGUUACGACCGGAGAAAUCAACAGUCGAGGAAUGUGGUUAUAGAGCAAAUUAUGCAAGAAAUAGAUGCAGAAGAAGAGGUUGCCGGGAGUACUGCACUGAGAGUGCUUGCAAAGCUCAGCAGCAUGCAGUAG